UGACGCGAGUAACAGCGUUUGGUUACUCGUCUCCUUAAGAGCGUGUCAGGCUGAUGCUUAUCUGUGCUGUCAGUCGAGGGGAAAAGGUGGAUCCUCCACUACAAGCCAACACCUCUGUCCUCGUGCUGUCAUGCGUGUGGCAGAGCAGCAGCGUGGAGCUCCAUCUGUGUGACUGCUGACAGCGACAACAUCUCCGUGUCUCCGCACACGCAGGAAAACGCCGGACAGAAUGAAUGGCUACGGGUCACCUUACCUGUACAUGGGCGCUCCGGUGUCUCAGCCCCGCGCUCCACUGCAGAGGACCCCCAAGUGCGCGCGGUGCCGGAACCACGGCGUGCUCUCGUGGCUCAAAGGUCACAAGCGCUACUGCCGCUUCAAAGACUGCACCUGCGAGAAGUGCAUCCUGAUCAUCGAGCGGCAGCGCGUCAUGGCGGCGCAGGUGGCGCUGCGGAGGCAGCAGGCCAACGAGAGUCUGGAGAGCCUCAUCCCGGAGUCCCUCAGAGUUCUGCCCGGCAUUGGUAUCACCGGGCCCGGCGAGGGGAACCAGGGAACCCCGCCGAGUUCAGAGGAGCUGGAGCUGAGGUGGAGCAGCUCUGAGCCGGUGCAGGUCGGAGCACAGACAUGCACAGAGUCGGCAGAGGAAGGUAUCGACGAGGUGUCGGGAGGUGAAAACGGGGGCAGCUCCAGUGAAAAGGAGCAGGAGGCGGUCAGUUCUCCAGAGGGAUCCAAACCGAACACCUGCUACACCCCGGAGCCGCCUCCUCCUCCUCCUCCUCCACCGCCUCCUCCUGAGUCCCUCUCCCACCAGGAGGAGAGCCACUACAGCCUCAGCAAAGCCGCUGCCACUGAGAAAGAAGCCAAAAGCGAGAGUCCUCAGAAGUUCCCCGUCAGCGCCGGGGAGCAGAGCGUGCUGAUUGAAGGCCUCGCCGGCUCCAUCAACCUGCCCUUCAGCCUCCGGGCCAACCGGCCUCCUCUGGAGGUCCUCAAGAAGAUCUUCCCCGCGCAUAAGCCUCCAGUGCUGGAGCUCAUACUCAGAGGGUGCGGCGGGGAUCUGGUGGGAGCCAUCGAGGUUCUUCUGUCCAGCCGGGGUCCUGACGGGAGCGCGCACACGCACAGUGACGCGCACCCGGACGCCCUGCUGCUGCCCUCAAACGGACACCUUUUCGAGCACACGCUGGGCUCCUACCAUCCGGUCACAACUUCCGCCAAGUGGUCGGUGGGCUCUGCUUUCCGGGUGCCCGAGUCGCUUCGGUUCACGUCCGACUCCGCCUCGGGUGUGGUCCCCACGGGCCCGCUGGGUGUCCCUCUGCAACACCCGUCCUUCCCACAGCCCACGCGCUACCCGCUCAUGCUACGCAACUCUCUGACACGCGCACAGGGAAGUCCCUUCAUGCACAACGACGUGACUCUGUGGAAUACCAUGGCUCUGCAGCAGCAGUAUCAGCUCCGGUCGGCGGCCCAGUACGUGUCUCCCUUCUCCCCCGCUGCCCCCGCCGGACCCGCGGGGUCCGUGUUCCGCAGCUCCCCUCUCCUCCCCGCCAGAGCCGCGGAGGAGCAACGCAUCAGCAUCCAGGAGGAGAGCUGCACCUUGGGGCCCAAACCCGGCCUCUACUCUCCUGAUGAGGACUACGAGGAGCGAUCCGACUCCGCAGACUCCCGCAUCCUGAACUCAUCCACCUAAAAAUAAAUGCUGACGAUGGACUAACGCAGCAAGGGGGACAACCAAAAAUGUAUUACUCUAAAAACUUUGUGUGUGUGCGCGCGCGCGCGUGUCACCUGUGAAUAAGGUGAUGUUAAUCCCCCUGACGUCACAUCAUGAUUUCCAGAUGUCAUGGACUCGACCAAAAACGGAUGAAUGUAACACAUUAUUGUGGUCACUCAGUCAUUAUUUUGAAAAUCCACCCUCUAUUUCCUGUAAGCAUGUUUAUUACUGUGAAAAUCUGUCAAUGUUAAAGAUCGCUGCAUGUUCAAAGUAUGCCAAAUAAAUCUGAGUUGUCUAAAUGGA
Solea senegalensis (Senegalese sole) is the source of this 2005-nucleotide messenger RNA. RefSeq names its product doublesex and mab-3 related transcription factor 3a (gene dmrt3a). The record is from RefSeq and is a predicted model, not a curated record. Lineage: Eukaryota; Metazoa; Chordata; Actinopteri; Pleuronectiformes; Soleidae. Gene Ontology annotation, cellular component: nucleus. Gene Ontology annotation, biological process: regulation of transcription by RNA polymerase II; male sex differentiation. Gene Ontology annotation, molecular function: protein binding; RNA polymerase II cis-regulatory region sequence-specific DNA binding; DNA-binding transcription factor activity, RNA polymerase II-specific. The transcript has 2 exons. Bases 230 to 1681 code for a protein of 483 amino acids.